AUGAUAGACGGCUUUCUGUUUAACGACCGCGUGUUUGGAAUCGUUCUGAAGUCCGAGAGAGACACGCUGACCUGUGGAGGAGAGGAGGCUCCGGGAGGAGAGAAGUUUCACUCGCGCUGCGCGUGCACCGGCGCAGACGGAAUGAUGGUGAAGUCGAGGCGCUGGGUCGCGUGCGCUCUCUGCGUGCUCGUGCUGUGCGCGGCGGCUUUGAUCUGCGUGUGCGUCAUGCUGUCCGCGCUGCUGCGCUCGAGGUGCGGCGCGCGCGAGGAGGACGGAGAGUUCCAGCGCGCGGCCGUGGCCGCAGACUCGCUCGCGUGCUCGCGCAUCGGCAGGGACGUUCUGAAGGACGGUGGUUCUGCAGUAGAUGCUGCGAUUGCUGCGCUGCUGUGUACGUCACUGUUUAAUCCCCAGAGUAUGGGACUGGGCGGAGGCGCCAUCUUCACCAUCAUGGACAAGAACGGUGCAGUGAAAGUGAUAAACUCCAGAGAAACUGUUCCUCAGAGCUUCAGUCCAGACCUGCUGACUAAGUGUCCUAAAUACUUCACCUUCGCAACGGGUGCUCAGUGGAUAGGUGUACCAGGGGAGUUGAUGGGUUAUGCCCGUGCCCACGCUCUCUAUGGUAAACUUGAGUGGGCAGAGCUGUUUAAACCCACCAUCAGACUCGCCAGAGAGGGUUUUGACACCCCAAAGUACCUCUCCAGACUCCUACAGAACCCCCAGAUCAAAGCACUGCUGCAGAACACAUCAUUCUGUGAAUUGUUCUACCACAAGGAUAAAGAGGUUUUAAAACCUAAAGAUAAACUCUGGUACCCAAAACUGGCUGAAACGCUUCAGAUCAUUGCUGAUCAAGGAGUCGAUGCUUUUUAUACUGGCAAAAUCGCUCAAGAUUUAAUCAACGAUGUACAGAAAGCAGGUGGAACCUUAUCGUUAGAGGAUCUGAGAACUUUUCAGGUGAGGGUGAGUGAAGCGAAAUCAGUUCCUGUAGGUGAAUACACGAUGCACUUUCCUCCUCCACCAGCAGGCGGCGCUCUGCUCAGCUUCAUCCUUAACGUCAUGCACGGUUUUGGACUCUCUCCGUCCUCUGUGAGGGGUGAGGAACAUAAAAAGACGCUCUAUCGCUACAUAGAGACGCUUAAAUACGCUAACGGACAGAGGAGGUACAGCAGAGACCCCCAGUUCCACCCCCACCUAGCAGAUCACCUGUUGGAUCCGGGUUUUGCUGACCGGAUCAGGAUGAUGAUCAUCAGUAACUCCAAACUCUACAACGUCACGCCCAUGACCGAUCAGUUGGGGACGACGCAUGUUUCAGUCCUAGCCAGCGACGGUUCGGCUGUUUCUGUCACCAGCACCAUCAAUCACAUAUUUGGAUCUGUGGUGUACUCUCCAAACACGGGAAUCAUCCUGAACAAUGAGCUGGCCGAUUUCUGUGGACGAGCUGAUUCCAUCUCUACAGGUGAGCAGCCGCCGUCCUCCAUGUCUCCCGUCAUCAUUCACUCGAAGAACAAAGAGAAAGUUCUGAUCAUCGGAGGAUCUGGAGGAACUUUGAUCACCACCGCCAUGGCCAUGUCCAUAAUGAACAAUCUGUGGUUUGGAAAGAACCUGAAGGACUCCAUCAGGGACAGAGUGGUGCAAGUGGGCCCCCAAAAUUCGGUGGCGUUUGAGCCCCAUUUUAACGAGGUGAUGAAGGAGGCCAUGCGCUCGUUGGGACAGACCGUGUUUAAUCAGCCGUAUUUCCUGAACGCUGUGAACGCCGUGACGAGCGAGCGCGGCUGCAUCAGCGCGUACUCAGACGAGCGCAAACUCAGCGAAGCUGCAGGUGAUUAAGGAACACCUGAGGAGGAACCCUGCCCUCCACCCUGCCCCCCCCGGACGCUGAGACUCUACAGCGCACUGAGUCCCCCCUUCCGAAAAUCUGGACUCAUCAAUACUGCGGUCAGACAAUCACGCACAACACAUAGAUCAAUCUCACCUGAUCAAUCUCACCUGUACACACCUGAUCAAUCUCACCUGAUCUAUCUCACCUGUACACACCUGAUCAAUCUCACCUGAUCAAUCUCACCUGAUCAAUCUCACCUGUACACACCUGAUCAAUCUCACCUGAUCAAUCUCACCUGAUCAAUCUCACCUGUACACACCUGAUCAAUCUCACCUGAUCUAUCUCACCUGUACACACCUGAUCAAUCUCACCUGAUCAAUCUCACCUGAUCAAUCUCACCUGUACACACCUGAUCAAUCUCACCUGAUCUAUCUCACCUGUACACACCUGAUCAAUCUCACCUGAUCAAUCUCACCUGAUCAAUCUCACCUGUACACACCUGAUCAAUCUCACCUGAUCUAUCUCACCUGUACACACCUGAUCAAUCUCACCUGAUCAAUCUCACCUGAUCAAUCUCACCUGAACACACAUGUACACACCUGAUCAAUCACACCUGUUCACACUCACCUGAUCAAUCUCACCUGAUCAAUCACACCUGAUCAAUCUCACCUGUACACACCUGUACACACCUGAUCAAUCUCACCUGUACACACCUGAUCACACUCACCUGAUCACACUCACCUGAUCAAUCUCACCUGAUCAAUCUCACCUGAUCAAUCUCACCUGAUCAAUCUCACAUGUACACACCUGUACACACCUGUACACACCUGAUCAAUCACACCUGAUCAAGCACACCUGAUCAAGCACACCUGUACACACCUAACUAUAUAACACUAAUAUAAAGAACAUCACCUGUCAUCCUUAGCAUCAGUUCUACUAUGGACGUGUCCCAAAUCACAAACCACUGUUAUUAGCUGUUUGGGACGGUUUCGAACCAUCUGAGCCACAAAAAAGUCCCGUCCAGUUCACAUGAAACCAAAAAUUCAUGCACAACAAGCUCAUGUUGUGUCCUCAAACUUUUGACCACGUGAUGCAAUAAACUAUUGAUCAGAACGACCGCUCCAUUUAUACUGGGUUUAUAUUUCUCGCUGGUUUAGUCCUUCCCUAUUCCUCAGAGCCCACACAUCGUCCUGCUCGUGUCAGUCCCUCGACCGGCCUGUAGGUGUCACUGUUGCAGACCGGACUCAGAUUCAGGUGUUUCUGAUUAAGAUUUGAUUUUUCUGACCUGCUGCUUCAACCGUAUAACUCUAGCCUGGCGUUAGCGUUAGGCGCGGCAGCCAGGAUUAGCAUUAGCAGCGGUGUGACUGAGCUGAACUGAGCGGUGUGUGUGUGUGUGUGUGUAAUGUAAAUAUUUUUUGAAAUGUGAACUUUUUAAAGCCAGUAAACAGACGUGACUUUUUAUAAGCGAUGAUUUAUAACACGGAUUGUUUUAUUAUUAUUUUUAUUAUUAAUGUUUUUGUGUCACAUGAAUAUUUUUGUAGAUUUAUAUUAAACUGAACACUUUUAUAACUAC
This is a messenger RNA of Trichomycterus rosablanca, 3389 nucleotides long. It is a transcript of the gene ggt5b, whose product is annotated as gamma-glutamyltransferase 5b. Gene Ontology annotation, biological process: glutathione catabolic process; leukotriene D4 biosynthetic process; inflammatory response. Gene Ontology annotation, molecular function: glutathione gamma-glutamate hydrolase; leukotriene-C(4) hydrolase activity. The record is from RefSeq and is a predicted model, not a curated record. Bases 1 to 1824 code for a protein of 607 amino acids. NCBI's taxonomy places the organism in Eukaryota, Metazoa, Chordata, Actinopteri, Siluriformes, Trichomycteridae. The transcript has 15 exons. Gene Ontology annotation, cellular component: plasma membrane.